GCCUGCUUAUCAUCAUUAUCUACUAGCGGGCCACCAGGAGCGCCUGGAAGAGACGGACAAAAAGGAGAACCAGGCGACGAAGGACCUCCAGGACCAACCGGUCCACAAGGAGAACAAGGAUAUCCAGGACCUCCUGGAAUGGAAGGUGAGGCAGGUGACAAAGGACCACAAGGACCGCAAGGACCCCGAGGCCCGGAAGGAGAUCAAGGUCCAAUAGGACCAAUGGGAGCAGGAUAA
Acanthocheilonema viteae is the source of this 237-nucleotide messenger RNA. The record is from the annotation of a GenBank genome assembly. NCBI's taxonomy places the organism in Eukaryota, Metazoa, Nematoda, Chromadorea, Rhabditida, Onchocercidae.